This is a messenger RNA of Naegleria lovaniensis, 1311 nucleotides long. RefSeq lists its product as uncharacterized. NCBI's taxonomy places the organism in Eukaryota, Heterolobosea, Eutetramitea, Acrasida, Naegleriidae. Gene Ontology annotation, molecular function: ATP hydrolysis activity. The transcript has a single exon. The coding region runs from base 1 to 1311 and encodes 436 amino acids. The record is from RefSeq and is a predicted model, not a curated record.
AUGUCUCAAAUCUCUCCCGAACAAAGACGCAAUGAAAAUGAUGAGCUUGCCCAAAACACUUUCAGAUCGUCAGUUAAACAACGUAUUGGCUCAGUCAAUUUUAGUAAUUGGGGAAUUGUAAUUAUCACCCUUAUUGUAGGAAUUGUAGGAUAUGCCCUAAACACAGGUUCUUUAACUUUCUCUCAGUUUGUUCCUUGGCAUUUCCAUCUACUUAAUCCCGAUUACAAUCGGGCUGAAAUGCUAAAUCGUUCUUUUGUAUCAUCAAAAAGCAUGAUGAUGAAUAAGGAGCUUAUUUCAGUUCAAAAGGAAAUGUUCCAUGUCUUCAAUUCAACGCUUCACCUACUUCAUCAAUGUAAUAGUUUUUCUAAGUAUUUGUUUUUCGGAGAAAGUGGAAUAGGAAAAACAACUGUAAUGAAGGCUGUUUUGCACCAAUUUCAGCCAACUCCGUUUAUUUACAUAGAUCUGGAAGCGGAAUUGUCUUGGAAAGAUGUUGUUCAAGGUUUAGGAAUUUCUUCAUUGAACGAAAAUUAUUCUCUGAAUAACCUAGUGUACCAUACAUUGAUAAACUAUACUACAAUAUACAAAAAGGACCUUAUUCACAACUGUCCUAUUAUUAUUCUUGAUGCAGCAAAUAGAAAGCCUGACAUGACCAACAAAAUCAUUCAGUUUCUAAGAAAAGAGCCAAUGUCAACUGUUGCUUUAGUGGUUUUGUCUUCUGAUAGAGACCACCGCUUGAUAACAAAAGCAGGGGGUAGAGUUAAACGGAUAGAGCUAACUGAAGCAUCCAAAGCAUUUGGUGUAGAGUAUUUGAAAGAAGAUGAAAUUCCUAAUGAUUUGAUAGAAGGGAUAUUAGAAAUAACUGGCCAGAAAAUGAUGUACUUGCAAACAGCUAAGUCUCUCUAUAAGUUGCUCAGACAUUCAAACAACACUGAGAUGUUUUUCCAACAACUGAGGGAAGAAGUUUUUGAUGACAUUUUUGAUUUUUUUGUUGCACUCUCAUUGCCUUAUCAGCAUGCAAUAUUCGACUUGGGAACUCUAUUGAUUAAUAGUACAAAAGGUGCACUUGAAGAGAACGUUUGGUUAUCGUUUUUAGGCAAAAACCAUCCAAGUAUUGCUUCCUCUAACAAACGUAUCAACUUUUUAUUUAAUGCAAACCUGAUAAGAAAAACCAAACGUGUAAUCUACUUCCAAAAUGCAGCAACUGAAAACUACUUUAAAAAGAAUAUUCAACAGCUAUGUGAACACAUGGACGAGAGAGCCCCAGGUCAUGCAUGCAAAAAAAGUAUCCAACAUGCAAAAACAACUUCAUAA